AUGUCUUCUUCCCGGUAUCAGGAGCUCUGGGUGUCGCAAGAACCCGUACAACCCGCGACUCGAGAGACCGAUACUGUGCGAUCGGUAUGGCAAUUCCCGGCGGCUAUGGCAUCGACGCUGUCGCUUUUGGGGUACUUGAUGAUUCCACUCACGCUUGAAAAGCCCGAAAAUAACCCGCAGAUCAACAAGACGGUCCUGACCAUCGCCGCCAUGGUCUUGAUCGGCGUUGCUUACGCGCUGUCCUUUGUGAUCGUUUGCGCUCAGAUCGACCAACGAGCCUAUCUCCUCCACUCUGUCUUUCUGUAUGUUUGGUCCAGAGAGGUGUACCAACGAAGCAGACUUCAGACUAACCAGACUCCCAGCCCCUGCCUCUCAUCGAGCCUGUUCGGCCUCUUCAACCUCGUCUUCAACAUCCUCUGCCGCAACAUCCUCCCCAUGAACAAUCUGGCAACCAUCGUGGUCAGUCUCUGCUGCGCUUUUGUGUUUCUCUACGCGCUAGGCGCACUGUGGAUCUAUGGACGGACUGUCGCGGAUGAGACGCGCAUCCAGUACGGCUCUGCGAGCCCGAUCCUACUUACCGAGGAGGAGAUGCAGCGCCAGCAGCUGCUCCGAUUACUGCAGCAGAAUGGGAAGAAGAAGAGGUCCAGUGCGAAGGCGGUACAGAAGACGUUCAAGGUUGAUGUGCCGGAGGUUGUAAGUCCGGGGAAAGGGUGGGAUCGGUAUAUGCCGCCGAGGGAGGAGUAUUUCAUUUGA
Messenger RNA from Aspergillus fischeri NRRL 181, 753 nucleotides. RefSeq lists its product as uncharacterized. The transcript is spliced from 2 exons. NCBI's taxonomy places the organism in Eukaryota, Fungi, Ascomycota, Eurotiomycetes, Eurotiales, Aspergillaceae. The coding region runs from base 1 to 753 and encodes 250 amino acids. The record is from RefSeq and is a predicted model, not a curated record.